This is a messenger RNA of Mollisia scopiformis, 1820 nucleotides long. Its product is annotated as pyruvate decarboxylase. Bases 47 to 1783 code for a protein of 578 amino acids. Gene Ontology annotation, molecular function: magnesium ion binding; thiamine pyrophosphate binding; carboxy-lyase activity. The record is from RefSeq and is a predicted model, not a curated record. The transcript has 7 exons. Lineage: Eukaryota; Fungi; Ascomycota; Leotiomycetes; Helotiales; Mollisiaceae.
GAUUUUCUCUCGUAAGGUCACUUUCAACUUUCAAAUCAAUUUCAUCAUGGCUGCGACUAUCUCCAUGGGCCAAUACUUGUUCUCGAGGUGCGCAUCACUCGGCGUGCAGCAUAUCUUUGGCGUCCCUGGCGAUUUCAAUUUAUCACUUCUCGAUGAGCUCUUCAAGAUGCCGAACUUGAAAUGGCUCGGAGCUUGUAAUGAACUGAACGCAGCCUACGCCGCUGAUGGGUAUUCACGCGUUAAGGGCACCCCGGGUGUUCUAGUCACUACGUAUGCUGUUGGAGAAUUGUCUGCCAUGAAUGGUGUUGCUGGAGCAUAUGCGGAACAUGCGGGAAUGAUUCAUAUUGUCGGGAUGCCAUUGAGACAACUGCAAAAAGCGAGGGCGAUGUUGCAUCAUACUUUGGAACCCAACAUGGACCAUUGUCUGUUUGUGGGUAUGGCCGAACCAAUCCGGAAAACCCACACUAUUCUUAUGGACGAAUCUACUAUGGCCGAAGAGAUGGAUAGAGUCAUCGAAGAAGGCGUAAAAAGUCGACUUCCUGUCUAUAUCUAUGUUCCAAUGGAUGUCGUAAGCGUUCCUCUGGAUGCCACUCGUCUCGAUGUUUCUUUGAAUCUCAAAAUCCAAAAUCCAAACGCGGAAUUGGAGAACGAGGUCGCGCGUUCGACCGUUGAACUCAUCAAAGGAUCAUCCAAGCCAGCCAUCUUAGCUGAUGUCCUAGCGAUACGACAUGGUGGAAGGGAUUUGGUUAGGAAACUUGCUCAGUUAACGGGAUUUCCGGUUCAUUCCACGCCGUUGUCCAAAGGGGUUAUUGAUGAGACAAAUGAACAAUUUAAUGGCUUGUACAACGGAUCAGUGUCAUUUCCCGGAGUGGCUGCCGAACUUGAGAGCUCUGAUUUAAUCAUCAACAUUGGGCCACUUCUCUCAGAUUCGAAUACUGGUGGGUUCACAAGGAACAUCUCAGACAAGCAGCUUGUCCUUCUCGGUCACGAUCAUUGUCAAGUUCAAGGCAGGAAAUUUGAUAGCAUGCACUUUCUGCCAGUUCUCGAGCAAAUUGUCGCAAAACUUGAACAAAAGCCAGAAGAUUAUCAGCUGUCGAAAAACAAAUCAUGGAAGAAGAUUGAGACGCCCGUCUUGAACUCCUCAACUUCGGGCCCCAUUACUCAGUCGUUCAUGUGGCAGCGCAUCGGCUGCUUCCUCAAACCCCACGACAUCGUCCUUGCUGAAUCUGGCACGGCUCAGUUCGGUAUGCCGGAUGCUUCUUUCCCAGCCGAUAUCUGUUACAUCACUCAAACCUUCUGGUCUUCAAUUGGCUACACUGUAGGCGCCUGCCUAGGUGCAUGUGUGGCUGCCAAGGAGAUGAAACGUCCAGGAAGGGUUGUACUUCUGGUAGGCGAAGGUUCACUGCAGAUGACAGUUCAAGAGAUCGGGUCAUAUAUUCGAUUCGGAUUCACACCCAUCAUCUUCGUCAUCAACAAUGGUGGAUACUCGAUUGAACGAGCUAUCAACGGAGAGAAGCAAGGAUACAACGAUGUCAGCAUGCUCUGGGAUCAUCAGAAGAUGCUAGAAUUUCUAGGGGCAAGAGAUGACACAGGAAUUAAGGGGAAGAGCUUCUCUUGCAAGACAGUUGAGGAGCUCGAAUCUGUCUUACACGACGAAGAGUUCAACCGAGCUGAGUACAUUCAAGUUUGCGAGGUUUUCAUGGAUCAAUUUGAUUAUCCAUGGAGAUUGUCAACACAGAUCCAGGAGACAAGAGAACGGAUGAAGAAGAUGCAGCUAGCAUGAUGAGGCUUUUUGAGACGUCAUUGAAGGCAAAUAUUAC